Gigantopelta aegis is the source of this 5081-nucleotide messenger RNA. RefSeq lists its product as uncharacterized. The record is from RefSeq and is a predicted model, not a curated record. NCBI's taxonomy places the organism in Eukaryota, Metazoa, Mollusca, Gastropoda, Neomphalida, Peltospiridae. Bases 2 to 2125 code for a protein of 707 amino acids. Gene Ontology annotation, molecular function: acyltransferase activity, transferring groups other than amino-acyl groups; NAD+ poly-ADP-ribosyltransferase activity. The transcript is spliced from 17 exons.
AAUGGCGGAAAAUGGGAAUGCUACUGAGAAUAAUUCCGUUGAUAUUAAACAAGAGGACGAUUCAGAAAAUGAAGCCUCUUCAGAUAAUCGGACCUAUUUUUCUGAUUAUCGUGUAAUGCCUGGAUCACAACUCGAUAGCAAGCAGAUUUUCACAGACUUAUUAGGCAAGACUGUGAAGGCUAAGCCGGUUCUGGUGGAUUUCAAAAGACUGCUUCAAGUUGGAAAAGCCGACAGCAAAAAUGGAGUUAUUGAUGGGAUUUCUAACCAAGAGCUUCUUCAUGCAGUAGUUGGUUUAUAUGAUGUUUCACUGUCAGAAAUGACUCCAGAUGUUCUCUAUUCCACCGUGUGUGAAAAGUGGGCCAGAACAGUUGUGCUUGUCAGAGACACUCAAGAGGUGCUUGAAGAAGUUAAAAAUAGGAAGAACAUGUGUGCAGACAGUGAGCAGGUUGAUUCCAACUCUGCCGAGAGCUCUGCAGGUGACUCUGAGACAGAAGAAGUGUCUGCUGCCGGAGACAAAGAUGCAUAUGAACCAGAAGAGAGUAAACCAAGUGUGUUCUGUGGAGUGUUCAGUGACACGGAGGAUGAAGAGGAAGAAGAGGAGGAAAGUGAUGAAGAAGAUUUUUCAGUCGGUAUUAAUGCUUUUAUAAAAGAAGCCUCAACACGGAGGAAAAAGAGAAAGGAAAACAAAGAUGUGAAAGAGGAAGAUAUCGGUGUGGAAAGCAGACUUCUCGGCUGUGCCACUUUUGAAAAGAAAUUUGUGAAUCACAAAGAUCGUGUGAUUCAUCUUACUUUAAUCGCUGUCAGAGAAAGAUUUAGGAAUUUUGGUAUUGGCAAAUAUCUCUUAUCUCUUGUGACAUCUCAGAAUGUUGUUGGUUCCUAUGAGGCUGUGGUCGUACAUGCAGACAAUGCUGCCUUAAAGUUUUUCCAGAAAUACGGAUUCUCAGAUGAUGUGGUUUUAAACAGUAGGUUCAGUGAACUUGCAGAGCAGUUUACCAAUUGCACUUUGAUGUGUUAUUUACCCGGAUUUUCAGGGUCUACACUGCUGAAGACAGCUUGUGUACCUGGAAUUGAAUUCUUUGAAUUGGAACUUGAUUUUAACAAAUGGAAGGACAAAACUUUGGAGGCGUACCAAGCUCAGGUUGGACUGGUGAUGAGAAUGAAGCAUGAAGUACUACAGCUCAAAUCUGUUGUGAAGGCACAGUCAGAACUUCUGACGCAGAUUGCCAUGGAGAACAAUAAACUGAAGAUGGAAAAACUGGCUAUCGAACGAGACUUCAUUUCUUAUAGACUGUCAAAAGCAACUUCACAGUCUCUGACACUUCACAGCAAGUUUGAGGAGUUAAACCAUCAUGAUGAUGAUGAGAAUGAUGACAUUUGUACUGAGGAGUUGAUCGAAGAUCUCCAGCGACAAGUGGACAUGAUGCAGGCAAGUCUUCAAGGCAAAUAUCUGCAUGCUGUUAGCAGUGAUGGUGGCAACAUACACAAAGUCACGUCCAUAGGUUCAUCUAACUACGUGUCCUUUCCGAAUAUUUGUGUUCGAAGUCAGCAAGACCCAUAUGAUCACACACAAGACGCAACCAUGUUUUAUAAUAUCACUGAAAAUUUCAUACAGUCCAUGAAAUCCGACCCAAAUGUCAAAACAUCAUACGAGGUCACAUCUGUUGCCAAAGCAACGUUAUCAGAAGACGUAAAGGAAAAUUUCAACAGAAGCCGACAAAAGCUUCACAAUUGUGACUUGGUAACAGAGCUCUACUAUUGUGGUUCUCUGGAGAGACCCAUGAGGAUACCGGAGAUACUCAGACAUGGUUUUUCUGAAGAAGAUUUUACGCAUGGAGAUUAUGGAAGAGGUCUUUACUUUUCAAAACAGCCAUCAACUGCCGCUCAGUUCUCUGCAUUGGGUAAACUGUUGUUAGCUGAGGUUGGUCUGGGUACUGUGGAAACAGUUAUAAAAGAAGACCGUACAAGAAAGAGGCCAAAGGAUGGUUUUGACAGUAUCAUAACACCUGGUCGUCUCGGCAUGGAUGCGUGUGGUAAUGAUGAGUUCUCUCUGUAUCAGGAAUACAUCGUGUUUGACGAGUCGCAAGUCAAACCCAUCUGUCUGAUCUCAUACCAGGCCGCCACUUGAUGUCCACGAGUCCUGUCACUGUACACACACCUUUAUGUGAUAGCAUUUCAUUAUAUAGGAGAGAUAGUCUGACAGUUCACUAGCUAACAUACAGACAUACAUAUAAUGUGUUAAUCGUCUUAUGCAUCUGUGGUUGUAAAAUUAGAAGAAAAAAAAAGUUUUUUAAUUCCCUCCAAAUUGAUUUUUAUCUGUAAUAAUGGAAUGAAGAAUAUUCUUGGGUGAGAGGGAUAGUUGUGGUUACUAGUAAUACUCAAGGUUCUGUCUUCAUAUGUUUUGCUUAAUAUGAUAUCAGGAAAAGCAAAUAAAACUAGACUAGGAUACCAGCUAUAGGUGGUGAGUUUUUCACUUCAACUGGAAAUAUAUUUGUGUUAUUAAAACUAGAAGGUGGUUUUGAUUGAAAACAUAUUGUACAAUUUAUUGCACAAAGAACAAAAGGAUUGGCACAUGUUUCCCCAUUUACAAGGCCAUCUUCUGUACACAUACAAUACACUUAACAACAAUAUAGCAGGAUGUUUUAUUUACAGCUUCAUUUCAGUUGUAACGGUUAACUUGGGGAAAGCAGUACAAUGCAUAAGGAAGGUGGUUGGUGUAGUAUGUGUAUUUUUCUAUUAGGCUUCGAACAUGUUGACUAUUUUUCAGUUAGGCUUUGAACAUUUUGUCUAUUUCAUGUCAGCGCAUUUUAUUAUGAUACCAGUGAUAUGAAUGAUGAUGUAGCAGCAGCAGCGAUGAUCUUUGUUUUGCCUCUAUUGCUGAUGCUAGGGUACAUUAGGGUAUAAAUGAUGAUGAAGUCUGUGAAAAAAAUUACUAUUUUUUUUAAAUCUUGAAAUCAAGUGCAAAAAUAUACAGAGUACUUGACUGAAUCAGAUUUACUGUCAUAAUGAUUUAUAGUAUAAUUCUUUGUGAUAAAUUAGUACAACCUUACUGAAGUGUUAUGUAGAUAUGUGAUAUUUGUAAUUUUUUUAUUAAUGUGGAUAUAUUUAGUAUCCAUUCAUCAAUAUGUGUAUAUUUUGCAUUUUUAUAUGUAAUUUAUUGAGGUCAAACAUGCCAAAACAAUUAAGGUUGAUCGGUGGAAGUUCAGAACUGCUGUUCCACCCCACCAUGUGUUGAUAUGCUUUGAACUUGUUGACUGCAUGAUAUACAGAUGUUCACAUGUACAGAUGGUGUAUACAUAUUACGCAGUUAGUAUACACAUGAUAUACAAAUGUUCACAUGUACAGAUGGUGUAUGAUGUUAUACAGAUGUUCACAUGGUGUAUACCUAUUAUGCAAUUAGUGUUCACAUGUCAUACAGAUGUUCACAGGUACAGAUGUGUUCACAUGUUAUACAGAUGUGUUCACAUGUACAAAUGUGUUCACAUGUUAUACAGAUGUUUACAUGUUAUACAGAUGUUCACAUGCACAGAUGAUAUACACAUGUUAUACAGAAGUUCACAUAUACAGAUGGUGUAUAAUGUUAUAUAGAGGUUCAUGUUAUACAGAUGUUCACAUGUACAGAUGGUGUGUUUUGUUAUACAGAUGUUCAUGUGAACAGAUGGUGUAUGAUGUUAUACAGAUGUUCACAUGUUCUGAUACUGACAGUGUAUGUGUGUUUUUCACUUGAUUGUAUGCUGUGCUGAAUUCUUUGACGAGUUAACUUUCAGAGAGUAGUAGUUUUUAAUGUAUCCUAACCAAACUGAGAUGAGGGUGCUAUCGUGUAAUAAACUAUUCUAAACUAACAGACCAUACUGCUUUUACUAUAGGUCAUGUGAUAUAUAAAUUAAGUAUUACUUUAUUUUUUACCUUCUUGUGGAUAUAUUUAGGUAUCCAUCCGUCCAUUAACAUGUCUUUAUAUUAUUUUUUAAUAUGACUAAUAUUUUAUUAUUUAUUUGUUAGCUUUUGGCCAUCUGUUUAACUGUUUAAUUUAAUUAAUAUGAUAUUUAAUGAUUCCUAAAGUUCAGACUAAGGUGAUACUUUUUUUUCAAAUCACUAUUGUAAGCAUAAUUAUGCUACUUAAAAUUUGUAGGACAUGUACAAUUUGAAUGUAAAUCUAACACUGAAACCUGUUUAUAAUGAUGACCUAAAUCAUGGCCUGAGUUUAUCAGGUGUCCUUUAUGUACAGGUCCAGUUAUCUGCAUUGUAUUAUAUAUAUCGGUAUAUAAAAAUAAUAGGCUCUUUGUAAACCUGGUAGUCAUACAAGGUUCAUUUAAGUCCAGUUUUGAGUGAAUUUGUUCUGCAUUUGUAAACAAUAAGUGUGCAGUCAAACCAAAGUUAAUGUUUAGCUCCACAUUUUUUAUAUUAUUAUAAAUGUGUUAUUAUAUUUGUGUUUAAAAAAAUGUAUAAAAAAUAAUAAUAACUUCAGAUAAGACUUUGGCUGCUUUGAUCGUCAGUAUUUUUCUGAAGGUCAAAUUAAAGUAAUGCAUUUUGUCACUGGGCUGUGCAAGGAAAACUACUGCACUUUGAUAUUUGUCUUUGUAACCAGGAAGUCAAAAUUGACAGGCAUAAUUAGGGUUGUUCAUUUGUUAUAAUUAUGUCAAUAGUUUUUAGGAGGAUGGCAUAUUUUCCAUGAAAUUGAAGAAAGGAACCAAAAAGAAAGAAAAAAAAGAGGAAAAAACAAUGCAGUAUUCAGUAAAUAGUUUUUCUUUUGUUUUUUCUUCUUCUUUUUUUGUAUAGUACUUAAAGCUGCAUGCCGUACAUUUUUUUUUUUUUUUAUCAGAAACAGCACACCAAAAACUCAGGAUUUUAAAAUGAAUGAUAGGUGUCGAAAGCAUAAUACUCUGAAUGUUUAGCAACGAAUAAAAGCAAGACAAUUUAAAGCUGGUAGAAAAAGGGAUAAAAAAAUAAUAAUAAUAAAAAAGGGAAGAAAAAUACCAUAAUUAAUUGUAUGCAUAUAAAUGUGUGUUUUGAAGUGCUUAUUCUACACGUGACAAACCAUUGUAUGUUUAUAUUUUUGCAAUUUGUAAUAAAAUAUUUCUAUUUUC